AUGCGCCGCGGCGCCGCAUGGGCGCUGCUGCUGGCCGCAGCCCUGGGGCUCGGGGCUCGCGGGGUGCGCUCUGCGGUGCCCCUCGCCGACUUCUACCCUUUCGGCACGAAGCGCGGCGACGCCGUCACCCCAAAGCAGGACGACGGCGGCUCGGGGCUGCAGCCCCUCUCGGUGCCCUUCCCGUUCUUCGGCGCCGAGCACUCCGGACUCUACGUGAACAAUAACGGGAUCAUCUCCUUCCUGAAGGAGGUUUCUCAGUUCACCCCUGUGGCCUUCCCCAUUGCCAAAGACCGCUGUGUGGUGGCAGCCUUCUGGGCAGAUGUGGACAACCGACGUGCAGGCGACGUCUACUACCGGGAGGCCACUGACCCAGCCACGCUACAGAGAGCCACAGAGGACAUCAGACGGUACUUUCCUGAGCUCCCGGACUUCUCUGCUACCUGGGUUUUUGUUGCCACCUGGUACCGCGUGACCUUCUUUGGAGGCAGCUCCUCUUCCCCCGUCAACACAUUCCAAAUAGUGCUCAUCACCGAUGGCCGGUUCUCCUUCACCAUCUUCAACUACGAGGCCAUCCUGUGGACCACAGGCACACACGCCAGCAGCGGGGGUGAUGCUGAUGGCUUGGGAGGCAUCGCAGCCCAGGCAGGUUUCAACGCAGGUGAUGGGCACCGUUACUUCAACAUCCCUGGGUCACGCACAGCAGACAUGGCUGAGGUGGAGACCACCACCAACGUGGGCGUGCCCGGGCGCUGGGCGUUUAGAAUCGAUGAUGCCCAGGUGCGCGUGGGGGGCUGCGGCCAUACAACCUCUGUGUGCCUGGCCCUGCGUCCGUGCCUCAAUGGCGGCAAGUGUAUCGAUGACUGCGUCACAGGCAACCCCUCCUACACCUGCUCCUGCCUCGCGGGCUUCACAGGGCGGAGAUGCCACCUGGAUGUAAACGAGUGUGCCUCCCACCCAUGCCAAAAUGGUGGGACCUGCACCCACGGUGUCAACAGCUUCAGCUGCCAGUGCCCCGUCGGCUUCAAGGGACUCACCUGUGAAUCAGCCCAGUCUCCCUGUGACAACAAAGUGUGUCAAAAUGGCGGCCAGUGCCAGGCAGAGAGCAGCUCCGCAGCAUGUGUGUGCCAGGCUGGGUAUACUGGGGCCACCUGUGAGACAGAUGUGGAUGAAUGCAGCUCCAACCCAUGCCUGAAUGGAGGAUCAUGCGUUGACCUGGUUGGAAACUACAGCUGUGUUUGUGUGGAGCCCUUCGAGGGACCUCGAUGUGAGACAGGAAGCUACCCAGUGCCUUCCCCCUGCCUCUCCAACCCCUGCCAGAACGGGGGCACCUGUGUGGAUGCGGAUCCGGGAUACGUGUGCGAGUGCCCUGAAGGCUUCAUGGGCUUGGACUGCACAGAGAGAAUCCCCAAUGACUGUGAGUGCCGGAACGGAGGCAGGUGCUUGGGUGCCAACACCACCCUCUGCCAGUGUCCUCCGGGCUUCUUCGGGCUCCUUUGUGAAUUUGAAGUCACAGCCACACCCUGCAACAUGAACACGCAGUGUCCAGACGGAGGCUACUGCAUGGAGUACGGCGGGAGCUACCUCUGCGUCUGCCACACAGACCACAACAUCAGCCACUCUCUGCCGUCACCCUGCGAUUCAGACCCUUGCUUUAAUGGAGGCUCCUGUGAUGCCCACGACGACUCCUACACAUGCGAGUGUCCCCGUGGAUUCCACGGCAGGCACUGCGAGAAAGCCCGGCCACACCUCUGCAGCUCGGGGCCCUGCCGGAAUGGGGGCACAUGCAAAGAAACAGGCAAUGAGUACCACUGCACCUGCCCUUAUCGCUUCACCGGGAGACACUGUGAGAUUGGAAAGCCAGACUCCUGCGCCUCUGGUCCCUGUCACAAUGGUGGCACUUGCUUUCACUACAUUGGCAAAUACAAGUGUGAUUGCCCUCCAGGCUUCUCUGGGCGUCACUGUGAGAUAGCCCCCUCCCCCUGCUUCCGGAGCCCAUGCAUGAAUGGGGGUACCUGUGAGGAUCUAGGAGCAGAUUUCUUCUGCCACUGCCAGCCAGGGUAUACAGGACACCGGUGUCAGGCAGAGGUGGACUGUGGUCGCCCUGAGGAGGUGAAGCAUGCGACUAUGCGCUUCAAUGGGACUCACAUGGGCUCAGUGGCCCUGUACACAUGUGACCGUGGCUUCAGCCUGACUGCUCUCAGCCACAUGCGUGUCUGCCAGCCACAAGGUGUCUGGAGUCAGCCUCCCCAGUGCAUUGAAAUAGAUGAGUGCCGGUCUCAGCCAUGCCUGCAUGGAGGCUCCUGCCAGGACCUCACCGCUGCUUACCAGUGCCUCUGCAGCCCAGGGUAUGAAGGAGUCCACUGUGAGCUAGAGACAGACGAGUGCCAAGCACAGCCCUGUAGAAAUGGAGGCUCCUGCAGGGACCUCCCAGGAGCUUUUAUCUGCCAGUGCCCUGAAGGUUUCACUGGAGUCCACUGCGAAACAGAGGUGGACGCCUGUGCCUCCAGCCCCUGCCAGCACGGAGGCCGGUGUGAGGACGGUGGUGGGGCCUACCUGUGCGUGUGUCCAGAGGGCUUCUUUGGCUACCACUGCGAGACAGUGAGUGACCCCUGCUUCUCUAGCCCCUGUGGGGGCCGCGGCUACUGCUUGGCCAGCAACGGGUCCCACAGCUGUACCUGCAAAGUGGGCUACACAGGCAAGGACUGCACCAAAGAGCUCCUCCCACCAACAGCUCUCAGGGUAGAGAGGGUGGAGGAGAGUGGGGUCUCCAUCUCCUGGAGCCCACCUGAGGGCACCAUGGCCAGACAGGUGCUGGACGGCUACGCGGUCACCUACGCCUCCUCGGACGGAUCCUCCCGGCGCACAGACUUCGUGGACCGGAGCCGCUCCUCUCACCAGCUGCGAGCACUAGCAGCCGGCCGUGCCUACAAUAUCUCUGUUUUCUCCGUCAAACGAAACACCAACAACAAAAAUGACAUCAGCAGGCCCGCAGCGCUGCUCACCCGCACCCGACCCCGCCCUGUGGAAGACUUUGAGGUCACCAACAUUUCAGCCAAUGCCAUCUCAGUGCAGUGGGCUCUCCACAGGAUCCAGCAUGCUACUGUCAGCAGGGUUCGAGUGUCCAUCCUCUACCCUGAGGCCUCAGUGGCCCAGUCCACUGAGGUGGACAGGAGUGUGGACCGACUCACAUUUGGGGACCUGCUGCCAGGAAGAAGAUACACUGUGCGGCUAACCACCCUCAGUGGGCCUGGGGGAGCCGAACACCCCACUGAGAGCCUGGCCUCAGCACCACUGAAUGUGUGGACCCGGCCUUUGCCUCCAGCGAACCUGACUGCCUCUCGAGUCACAGACACCUCUGCCCACAUGGUAUGGGACGCCCCCGCUCCAGGUAUCUCACUGGAGGCUUAUGUCAUCAAUGUGACCACCAGUCAGAGCACCAAGAGCCGCUACAUCCCCAACGGGAAGCUGGUGUCCUACACGGUGCGGGACCUGCUGCCAGGUCGGCGGUACCAGCUCUCAGUUACGGCUGUGCAGAGCACGGAGCAGGGCCAGCUGCACAGCGAGCCUGCCCACCUCUACAUCAUCACCUCCUCCAGGGAUGGCACUGACAGACGUUGGCACCAGGGAGGACACCAUCUACGGAUGCUCAGAAACAGACCGGCCCCUGUGCGCCUUCCAGAGCUGCGCCUGCUCAAUGACCACAGUGCCCCUGAAACACCAACUCAGCCGCCCAGGUUCUCAGAGCUUGUAGACGGAAGAGCAAGAGUGAGUGCCAGGUUUGGUGGCUUACCCAGCAAAUCAGUCAUUGUGAGAUCACAACCCACCACUCCGGUGCCGCUCAAGAACACAGAGGAGGCCCCUGAGCAGGUCCGCCUGGCCCUCCAGCUAUCCAGGAACAGCAGCAAGGACCCAGAAAGUGCCCUUGGUAGCUGUUCAGAAGAUGCCUGUCAGAAUGGAGGCACCUGUGUGCCAGGUGCCAAUGCCCACAGCUGUGACUGCAGACCUGGGUUCAAAGGCAGACACUGUGAGCUUGCCUGUGAAAAAGUGCCUCGCCCCUGCACACGGCUGUUCUCAGAGACAAAGUCGUUUCCUGUCUGGGAAGGAGAUGUCUGCCAUCACGUGUAUAAGAAAGUCUACAAAGUUCACCAGGACAUCUGCUUUAAAGAGCGCUGUGAGAGCACAAGCCUCAGGAAACCCCAAGCAGGAAACAAAGUAACAGUCAAACACUGAAGAAAUCUUAAGGAACACUCUCCUUCAUACCAAGAUCUGUUGAGAACUGGAGACACCAUCACACCCAGCACCUUGAGCACUGAGGUCCUUUACCAGACACUGAUGGCACAGACUCAGCACUGUGCUCUUACAGACCCAACCAGGAAGGCUCCAGAACUCCCUACUAUAGCCUCCCUCUAGAUACAACCUGGUCUGGCCGUGAAUAUGAAUCUGCUUUCAGGUGGAAAUGAGACUUUAAGGGGGAGGGGCAACUCUCUCUCUCUCUCUCUCUCUCUCUCUCUCU
Microtus oregoni (creeping vole) is the source of this 4513-nucleotide messenger RNA. RefSeq names its product sushi, nidogen and EGF-like domain-containing protein 1. The coding region runs from base 1 to 4230 and encodes 1409 amino acids. Gene Ontology annotation, biological process: Notch signaling pathway; cell-matrix adhesion. Gene Ontology annotation, molecular function: calcium ion binding; Notch binding. The transcript is spliced from 31 exons. Lineage: Eukaryota; Metazoa; Chordata; Mammalia; Rodentia; Cricetidae. The record is from RefSeq and is a predicted model, not a curated record.